Molecule: messenger RNA, 870 nt
Organism: Chlorella variabilis
Lineage: Eukaryota; Viridiplantae; Chlorophyta; Trebouxiophyceae; Chlorellales; Chlorellaceae
Exons: 5
Coding region: 44-772 (242 amino acids)
Source: RefSeq, a predicted model, not a curated record
GUGAGCGCGUUCCAGGCUGCCGUCAGCGCCCUUCCAACAAGACAUGGAGGGCGCGGAUCAGUGGGUUUCUGACUACGAGGCGGCCAAGCAGACCGCCAACGAGACCCUGCAGCUCAUCCAGGAGCGCAACCUCAAGUACCCCGAGGGCGGCCCCGAGGCCAGCCGCAUCACCGCCACAUCCCGACGCAAGCUCGGCACGCUCGGCAGCCUGCUGGAUGCCCUGCGCAGCUCGCUAGAGGCGCCGCAGUAUGCCGGCCUGACGGAGAAUGAGAGGAACCGGCGGAGAGACCUGGUGGCCUCACUGCGCAUGCGGCGGGAGCAGAUGCUGGCGUCGCUCAAGCGGGAGCAGCCGCGGGCGGCGCGCGACACGCUGCUCGGCGGCGGGCCGGGCAGCGGCAGCAGCGGCAGCAUGGCGACGGCGGGCAGGGAGACGGAUGCCACCGCGGAGCGGAGCAGCCAGGGCCUGCUGCAGAUGCAGCAGCAGGUGAUGCAGCAGCAGGACCGGGACCUGGAGAGCCUGGAGCGCACGGUGGUGGGCACCAAGCACAUCGCGCUGCAGAUCAAUGAGGAAGCUGACCUGCACAACCGGCUGCUGGAUGAUCUGGAUGAGGAGGUGGACGGCACGCGCAGCCGGCUGGCCGCGGCGCAGCGCCGCCUCAAGCUGGUCAUGCGCCGCGGCGGCAGCUGCAAGACGCAGCUGCUGCUCUUCCUCACGCUCGUGGUGCUGCUGGUGGUGGUGAUUGUGGGCUUCAAGAUCGCCAUCCACCUCUAGCGCCUGUUUCCUCUCCCAUCUCUUUUGUUUCCUUGCUGUGCGCUGCAGCGUGCCCUCCCUGUGUACAACACCAGCAUGCGCUGUACAUGCUCGACCAA